AGAAGGCCCAGGCAAGUUGGUUUUGCGACCACGUGCAAAUAAAUAUGCACCCACAAGUAUUCCAAAAUAGGAAAGAUAGACCUCCAAUUGGGCCAUCCAUGUUGACGCGAAUUGGCCUGCGCGACUUCGUGCUUUGUGCUCGACCAGCUUCAUCACCAUCUUGCCUGCUUCACGCGUCUUUCCUCGCUCACCAAAUAAUGCCGUCCAAAAAGAAACCCACUGCGAAGCGUAAAGCGGCAUCCGAGUCACCAUCGGACAAUGAAGCCACCGAGUCUGCUCCAAAGAGGGCUAAAGUAGCGAAAGACUCGCCAGAGCCUGCCGUCGCUGCCAACGGCCAACCGACCAACAAGGCACUACCAGUCAAUAUCCGCUUUCCAUCUCGUAUCGCAGGAACGGUUCGCCUAUCAACAUGGAACAUUUGUUCGCUUGCAUCUGCUUCUAAGAAAGGAUUUAAAUCCUAUGUCGAGGCGGAGGAUCCAGACAUUCUAGUGCUAACAGAGACCAAGGUGAACGAUGUUCCGGUAGACCCGGUCCUAACGUCGCGAUUUCCGCAUUGUACUUGGGCUAUAUCUGCCAAGAAGUCAUACUCAGGAACAGCUGUGCUUUCCAAGCACAAGCCUUUAUCCGUGGACACAAAACUUCCAGGACAUCCAGACCCAAGUAGUGUCAAAGGUCGUAUAGUCACGGUGGAAUUUCCUGGUUGUUACAUUGUAGCUACAUACGUGACGAAUGCCGGUCAGGGGCUCAAGACUCUGAAGGAGAAGAAUGUAUGGAACGAACACUUCACCACAUAUAUCCGGGAUCUAGACAAGAAGAAACCCGUCAUAUGGAUGGGUGACCUCAAUGUCGCACCGACCGCGAUAGACUUGGCAAACGCAAAGUCAAAUUGGAACAAAACACCUGGAUAUACGAAAGACGAAACGGAAGCGUUUCAAAAUAUCCUUAAUCCUCCUGAAUCUGCUGUUGGAGCUGGCAAAUUUGUUGAUGUCUGGAGGCAGAAUCAUCCAGAAGACAAACACUAUACAUAUUUUUCGUACCGUUUUAAUUGCCGGACCAAAGGCCUCGGCUGGAGAUUGGACAUGUUUGUAGUGAGCGAGCGACUAGUGGAGAAGGUCAGAAUGUGCGAGAUUAGGAGUGAUAUCUACGGCGCAUCAGACCAUGUACCAGUGGUGAUGGAAAUAGAGAGCGAUAUCGUUACGGGAAGCUAAACUCUCUAGCACUUGCGAUAUG
Molecule: messenger RNA, 1230 nt
Organism: Suillus paluster
Lineage: Eukaryota; Fungi; Basidiomycota; Agaricomycetes; Boletales; Suillaceae
Product: Endonuclease/exonuclease/phosphatase
Exons: 7
Coding region: 45-1208 (387 amino acids)
Biological process (GO): base-excision repair
Cellular component (GO): nucleus
Molecular function (GO): phosphoric diester hydrolase activity; double-stranded DNA 3'-5' DNA exonuclease activity; DNA-(apurinic or apyrimidinic site) endonuclease activity
Source: RefSeq, a predicted model, not a curated record